CAAGCUCCAUUCCCUCUUUGAUUAAUCUUUAAUUAUUAUUAAACAAAUCAUAUAAAAUUGCAAGUCUACAACCCAUAAACAUUACCAAUCCCAUUAAUCUCGCCUAUCUUCAGGUUUCUCUCUUUCAUAAAUCUUGAAUCCAAUCUCAUUAACCUUGAUAAUCCGACACAUCCCCGACCCCUCCAAAAGAGUAUGUAAAUCAUUAAUCAAAAUCCCAUACUUAGCCGGACCCCAUAGUUUUUUUGGUGUCUUAAUUAUUAUUAAUGGCAUCUCUGUUAUUUUCUUCUGUUUCAAGAAGUUUUUGUGUUUUCUUCUUUGGUAGUAGGGUUGAAUACUUUAAAACUGCUUGAUCUGAAAAAUUUUUCUAGGUUUUUUUAUUCUAUACUUGCAAUUUUCUGAGGGAAAAAAAAGAAGGAAAGAUGAAUGUGUCGAAGUCUCGGGUGUGGCAGCCUUGCAAAAAGAAGAGGCUUUAGAAUCUAGGAAACCAGAAAUUAUUGAAAAGAAACCUUUUUUAUCUAGAGAGAAAGAGGGAGGGAAAAGAAACAGGAAAAAAAAUGGAUGGGAUUUGUAUCGGAAAAUCGGCGUAGUCCACGAGAAUAACCAGUGUUGAUUGAAUCGGUACACACAGAGAUAUACAAGGAGAGAGAUACGGUGCUUGGGCAUGGCGAUGUCAUCGAGAUUAAGCGGCGGUAGCAGUGGCGGAAGUGGGAGGACGCGCGUAGGGAGGUACGAACUGGGUAGGACGCUGGGCGAAGGGUCAUUUGCAAAAGUGAAGUUUGCAAGGAAUGUUGAGACAAAUGAGAAUGUGGCCAUCAAGAUUCUCGAUAAAGAAAAAGUUCUUAAGCACAAGAUGAUUGGCCAGAUUAAGCGCGAAAUCUCCACCAUGAAAUUAAUCAGACACCCAAAUGUCAUCCGCAUGUAUGAGGUUAUGGCCAGCAAAACGAAGAUAUAUAUUGUUAUGGAAUUUGUUACUGGAGGUGAACUCUUUGACAAAAUUGCUACUAAAGGCAGGCUGAAAGAAGAUGAAGCAAGAAAAUAUUUUCAGCAGCUAAUCAAUGCAGUAGAUUACUGUCACAGCAGAGGUGUUUACCACAGAGACCUGAAGCCAGAGAAUUUAUUGUUGGAUGCCAAUGGAGUUCUUAAAGUUUCAGACUUUGGAUUGAGUGCUCUACCUCAGCAAGUUCGGGAAGAUGGGUUACUUCACACAACAUGUGGAACGCCAAAUUAUGUUGCUCCUGAGGUGAUCAACAAUAAAGGUUAUGAUGGAGCUAAGGCAGAUCUCUGGUCAUGUGGUGUUAUCCUUUUUGUCCUUAUGGCUGGCUAUCUGCCUUUUGAAGAAUCAAACCUUAUGGCAUUAUACAAAAAGAUAUUUAAGGCUGAAUUUUCAUGCCCUCCUUGGUUUUCCACCAGCGCAAAGAAAUUGAUCAAGAAAAUCCUGGAUCCCAAUCCGUCUACACGGAUUACAAUUGCCGAGGUUCUUGAGAACGAUUGGUUCAAGAAAGGAUAUCAGCCACCCGUUUUUCAACAAGAGGAUGCUAGUCUUGAUGACGUUAAUGCUAUUUUUAAUGAGUCAACGGAUUCUCCUAACCUCGUUGUGGAAAGGCGGGAGGAGCGCUCCACCACACCAGUGACAAUGAAUGCCUUUGAGCUUAUCUCCAAAUCUCAGGGUCUCGACCUUGGUUCUCUCUUUGAAAAGCAAAUGGGGCUCGUUAAAAGAGAAACAAGAUUCACAUCCAAAUGUCCUGCAAAUGAGAUAAUCUCAAAAAUUGAGCAAGCUGCGGUGCCUCUGGGGUUUGAUGUGAAGAAAAACAACUAUAAGUUGAAACUUCAUGGGGAGAAGACUGGGCGCAAGGGUCAUCUGUCAAUUGCAACAGAGAUUUUUGAGGUGGCUCCUUCACUUCAUAUGGUCGAGCUUCGCAAAGCUGGAGGAGAUACCUUAGAAUUUCACAAGUUUUACAAGAACCUCGCGACUGGGCUGAAAGAUAUUGUCUGGCAAUCAGGUGAUGAAGUGAAAGAUAAUGAAGUGAAUAGUGGUGCGGGUGGAGUUUCAUCUUGAAUAGUCUUUCUUUCAAGAUAUGUGCGUGGAUUUUCACCUUUUUUAUGUAAUAAGUUGUUAUGACAUGUAUCUAUAUUGUUUCGGGAGUCUACGAGUUACUAUUCUUGAAUAGUUUGUCCUUUAAACCUUUGAUAUAACUUAAGAAUAUACUUCAUAUUACUUGUUAUUAAGUUCCAUACGGAUCAAAUAGUAUUGAAAAUUGUUGUUUGUAUA
Molecule: messenger RNA, 2269 nt
Organism: Olea europaea var. sylvestris
Lineage: Eukaryota; Viridiplantae; Streptophyta; Magnoliopsida; Lamiales; Oleaceae
Product: CBL-interacting serine/threonine-protein kinase 23-like
Exons: 15
Coding region: 662-2056 (464 amino acids)
Biological process (GO): protein phosphorylation; signal transduction
Molecular function (GO): ATP binding; protein kinase activity
Source: RefSeq, a predicted model, not a curated record